Molecule: messenger RNA, 1178 nt
Organism: Fragaria vesca subsp. vesca
Lineage: Eukaryota; Viridiplantae; Streptophyta; Magnoliopsida; Rosales; Rosaceae
Exons: 5
Coding region: 96-959 (287 amino acids)
Cellular component (GO): chloroplast membrane
Source: RefSeq, a predicted model, not a curated record
CUCUCAUAUCCAUUGCAGUCGACGCCUGCCCUGUUCCUCUUCAAACCCUUUUAACACUUCCUUCACAUUCCGCCCUCUCUCAUCAGCUUCGCGGUAUGGUGAUGAGUUCUGUAGCUGGGCUGACGGGCACUCCCUCCAGAUGCUGCUUUCAACUGCCCCUCGGAAGUUCCGCUUCUCGGUGCUCCAAAAGAGUUUCCAACCUCCCUGGCGCCCUUAAACCUGCAGGAAACAAUGUGCUGCUUCGUCUCGAAAGAAGUUGUUGGGCUGGCGUUUCACAACGAUUGAAUGCGAGGAGAACUCCUGUGAUCAAAUGUGCCAUGGAUGCUUCAUUUGGUGAUAUGUCUGAUAAACCAACUGCUAUCUUUCCUAGGAUUAAUGUGAUGGACCCAUACAAACGGCUUGGGAUAAGCAGGGAGGCAGAUGAUGAUGAAAUUGAAGGUGCCUGGAAAUUCCUUGUCCGACAAUAUGCAGGUCACAAACCAAGUAAAGUUGCAAUUGAUUCAGCAUAUGAAAAAAUAGUCAUGCAACGUUAUCAUGCAAAGAAGAACCCACCAUUCGACUUUAAGAAAAAGGUUAGGUCCCUCGGUCAGUCCCGUGUUCUGCAGGCUGUGAGAAGUAGGUUCCGCACUCCAGCCACACAGUUCAUUGUAAAAACUUCCAUUGCAUUUGUAUUGCUGGGAGCCCUCACUCUUCUAUUCCCAACUGAAGAAGGUCCAACCCUGCAAGUAGCUAUUUCUUUGUUGGCCACCAUAUAUUUCAUACAUGAAAGACUGCAGAGCAAAUGGCGAGCUUUUCUCUACAGUGUUGGAGCAUUUGUUUUCUCAUGGCUGGUGGGAACCUUCUUGAUGGUGGCUGUGAUUCCACCCAUACCUUUCAUCAAAGGACUGAGGAGUUUUGAGGUGAUAACUUCACUCAUAACUUAUCUGCUACUAUGGAUUGCAUCUACUUAUCUGAAGUAGCUGUUACUUCUCUUAUGAUAACCCUCAAUUUUGUUGGAGUUGUGAACCACAUAAAUUCUUGGAGAUUUAGCUUAUGCAGAGUUCAUUUUAGUGACAGUGCUGAUGCUUCUGGAUCUUAUGUUAGUAAGCUUCCUAGUGUAGGCAGAAGAUAAUUGCAUUUCAUUAGGGUGUAAAAUUAUACGGAAGGCGACACCGGUUUAAGCAAUUCUCAUCUUCUUU